Molecule: messenger RNA, 10107 nt
Organism: Xyrichtys novacula (pearly razorfish)
Lineage: Eukaryota; Metazoa; Chordata; Actinopteri; Labriformes; Labridae
Source: the annotation of a GenBank genome assembly
CUGGAUGCUGAGCUUCUUUUGCUUUUAAGGUGUUAAAGAGGAUCUGGGGUAGUCUCUCGAGGCUCCUCAUGUAAUUAAAAAAAGUGAGAUUUGUCUGUAUUGAGUAAAAACUCAGAGCCUGAAACCUUUGGUAUUUGUGUUUAUUUUCAUUUGGGCUGACUGAUUUGAAAAAAUUGCAAAUGAUUUCUAGCAUUAAAUCAACUCCCACUGUUUGUAAUUUUUUUCAUCAAAUGAUGAACAGUAUACUAUUUUGCAUUCCAAAACAGCUUUUUAGUCCAACCAUGUAAAGCAUUUUUUUCAGUGUCCCAAUUAAAGAAUCAAAUAAAUGCAAAAUUUACUUUGGCAUAUCAACUUGAUUACACAUUUAAUUGCUGCACUGCUAAAACCAUGAGCUGUUUCAUGACCAUAUUUAGCAAAAAGUCAAGGAUGCUUUCAUCAUAACCCGUGUUUGAUCAACCAAAAAUGGUAAUAACUGUCACCCUCUGCUGAUAAGUUAUGACUUGUAUAAACUUUUAAUCAUUGUGUGACUUGGUAUUUCACUAUAGAAAAAAGAAGUUGUUUCAACUUCCGUGAUCAUUCUGCUCAGUUUUGUUUCUUCAGUAUUAGGUAAAAAUGGGGUAAAGCACUUUAAAGUGGCUGGAUUCCUUUUUAGUCUUAAAUAAAUCUCACUAACACAAGCAUUGUUUGCAGAAGUGUUUAUUGAAGUGUUCAGAUGUAAGCAAAUCAACUAUCACUAAUGAUCCACUCAUGCAUGUUACUGUACUGUAGUUUAGGCUUACUGUCCAUCAAAGAGCUUUAUAUUGACUUUCUUGCCUACAUAAUGACAGCAUGUUAUGUUUUAGCUUGUGAUUAAAAACAUGGACACCUCUGUUAACUAAGGGUACUGUGGUUAACCAGUUGAAAGAAUGUCUCCUGUUAUAAAUGGUGCUGUCUGGGAGAAGAGUCCCAGAUCUUUACAUUAGAGAUCUGCCUAGCGAGAGCUCUUUUCCUGUUUAAAAUCUCUCAAAACAGAAUCUUGAUCAUGUCCAAGUAUGACUUUACCUCAAGAUGCGUACUGUGAAGCCUCCUGCAGAUUUUAGUAAUGUUUUUCCCACUACCUGUAGAGGGCAGCUACACCUGGAGUGGAGUUCUGGGUGACACAAAGGUAUGUCGGGCGCCACAGUGGUGAAGUGGUUAGCACUGUUGCCGCAGAGCAAGAAGGUCCUGGGUUCGAAUCUGGGUCAAGGUGUUUCUGUAUAGAGUUUGCAUGUUCUCCCUGUGUCUGCGUGGGUUUACUUCAAGUACCCCGGUUUCCUCCCACAUCCCAAAAACAUGCAGAAUUGGGGUUAGAUUAAUUGGCCACUUUCAAACUGCCUGUAGGUGUGAAUGUGAGCGUGGAUGAUUGUUUGUCUCUAGAUGUCAGCCCUGCGAUGGACUUGCAACUUGUCCAGGAUGUGGACUGAAUGGACACCUUGGGAUAGGCCCCAGCUCCCCCGUGGUAGAAAAUGGAUAGACAAAGGUGGGUCUGCAGGGUUUGGUGUUCUUCUUGGAAAGCAAGGAUGCCUAGUCUUUGGCGCUAAAAAGGAAAAGCAGCAUUUGUUAUGAAGCAAUACAUGCAUUAUUUUUAUUUUCAGUGUGUAAUUGUGUAGCACAAUUUAAAUGAAAUAUGCAAACCAUCAAAAUCUUUUCACUUACAUUUUUAUUGUUCUAAAUUUUUACAAUAAUUCCUUAAAAGAUUGCAAAAAAUACCCCAAGAAGUCUGACAAAAGUGACAGAAGAGUCAGUUUUUGUUAUGAUGUGACUUUUUUAUGUUUGUAAGGUUAAAUUUAACUAAAGGAGGAUUCUGUGUAUGGCCUCCCUCUGCUGGUCGUGUAAUUUUAAGCACCUGUAUUGUUGACGGGCUUUAGGACCCAGAGGAGCGGGUUUGAUGUCAUGUGUGACGGUGACAAACAUGGCGGAGCACAACAUGACUCAAAGCGGAGAGAAGUUCUAUAAUGAAAUAUUGAGGUACGUAGUCAAAUAUUUUGUGGUCUAACAGCUAAUAUGAAGACAGGAGAGUGAUAAAGUUAACAUAUUUUUUCAUGAGUGGACUUGCAUGAGAGAGUUUCGUGCUGUGGGGGCUUCUCAGUGGUUACUGUAUCCACAGGCGUGACAGUUCAUUUGACAGGUUAAUGGUGUGAGCUUUUUGUGUUUGUGUUUAGUGUUUUUCAGGUUGUAAACAUAUGCAAAGGAAUAAAUAUGAGUUUCACUGGAGAGAAAACAGCUGUACAAUAGUCCAUGAGUCACUAUUAUCAUUUGUGUUUCAAACUUUGCUCUCUGUCGCCCGCUAGAGGGGCGCAAACCAUCAUUUAUUCAAACUCAACAUUUUACACAUCAUCCCAGCUUGUUGUAGUCUAAUUAGGGCUGGGUGAUAUGGGAUAAAGUUUAUCACGAUAUAUAUUUUUUUCAUAUCAGUCGAUAUGAUCAGGAUAUAAAAAAUUAAUUUAAGUGUUUAUUGGUAGCAUGUCUUUUGCAGUACAAUAAGCUACUGCAUCUGUGAGGUCUUUUUGUCUCUGUGACCUUUUGUCAUAAGGCGUUGCGCUAGAGAAAGUGGACUGAAUGGUCGGCUGUUUCAGCUGCACAGGUCCCAUGGGCCCCUUGCUCCACACGGGGUUUGUAACCUUUUGCCUUGCGUAUGCUCUGCCGCAUGGCACUGCUUCAGAUGGUGAAAAAGAUUUGAGAUAUUCACCAACUUAGCGAGAACAUGUACUCAACAUAAUUUGCAAUGCACAUUACUCUGCUUCAUGUCUGACCUCAAAAAAACAAAAUACCUCCACAUCUCCGAUGUUUUUGUGUCAGUGUUGUUGAUGAUGUCGUCAUCUGUUGAGCCUUCAUCUGCAUUUCUGUCGGGGGUAGCACUCAUUUUCUUUUUUUCUCAUUGACAGUGCUGUCGGCUUCACGUGUUUAAGUGCUAUGGUUGCGUGUAGCUGCGGCCUGCUACUAUGCAGUUGUUUGCGUCUUGGUUCUAAUUCAGCGCAUGAUUGGUUCAGCGCAGCGCCGUCCCGGAGUAACUCCCCUUCUCAUUGGCUAUUCGUAUAGUCUACCAAAACAUGGCAGAAUGCCAACUAUUGUUAAGGAUUUUGACCAUGUUUUUUAUUGAUAUUGAGGGAAAUAAAUUUUCGAUACAUCUUGUUAUCGUUUUAUUGCCCAGCCCUAAGUCUAAUCAUUGGUGUUUUUUUUCCUUUCUUACUUUUCAGUCCUUCUGAACUAUUUGCUGCCCAGUCCAGGAGUCACAAGCUCCCAGUCAGAGGACAGAAGGAUUUCUAUCCCAAUGACUCAGAAGAGCAGAGACAGCGGCUGGAGCAAAGUCUGGAGGAGCACUGGAGCCUCAUAUCAGAGGAGAGGGUGGAGAGGCUGUGAGUGGAAGUCACAUCCAUCAGUUCAAGUGUUUGUCUUUCAAUGCAAUUUCAAUUACAUUUUAUUCAGUCCAGUUCAAUUGAGUUAAUUCAAACAACUGUGCAGCAUGUGUAAACAAUAGUGAUGGCCAGAUGAGGCCCAGAAAGGUUUUGAGGCUUUCGUUGUUUGGUACAAAAACCCAUGAAAAGACAGUGACAUCUGGUGGCUGGUAACAUGCAUAGCAGCCCUUAUAGUUACAGUUUCAAGCACCACCACAGCAUGCUGAUAUUCGUAAAUUUAAUUUAGUUUUAAAAUUAAACUAUCUGUACACUUAAAACUUGAUACCAUCUUGCAAUAUGUGGCAGAAAAAGUAAUAAUUUUGCAUUUUAUCACAACUCUAAUAUUUGAUAUCCAUAAAAUCACCACGUGAUGUGUAAAAAUACUCAGUUUGCACUAGUUGGAGAUGUAGUAACUGUGUCUUCCUCUUGAAUAUAACUGUAUUUCUUAGUUAAACUGAGAAAAACAAACAAGCGGCAGAUUUUUGGGCAAAAUUCAACCAUGACUUAUGUCACUGUAGGGGAAACCUGGUGAAGGCGACAUGGAUUCCAAGUGAGAAAAUAGUGGAGCUUCAGACUCCUGCUGUGAGUACUAUUUUGUGACAUUCACACUCAGUAAUAAGCUUUUCUUAUGCAACCCCAUUUCUCAAGCAGAUAGGAUGCUGUGUAUACAUUAAUUACAACAGAAUUUGUUUAUUUCAAAAUACUAUAAAUCCUACAUUUAACAUGCUGAAACUGAAAUAUGGUUCAUAGAAAAUAUAUGCUCAUCUUUAAUUUGAUGCUGUUGAAUACGGGAAUCAAAAAGAUUGUCUCUCAGACAUAAGGAUAGGAAGUUAAGACUGUCACAGUGUUGAGUUCCAGCAUUUGGAGCAUCAUUAUGCAAAAAGUAUGACAAAGUAGAACAAAUGAAACCACCGAAAAUGUUAAAAGAGUUGUGUUGAAGGUUUCAAGAUUUCACAGGAUGUCUUUGCACUAUUUUCAAAAAGUUUGUACGUUUUUCAAACCAUCAUUUCUGUUUUUAUCACAUUUUCUCACAGGGGAAGUUUUGGCAGACGAUGGGCUUCUCUGCUAGAGGGAAACAGUAUCUCCACCCUGAAGAGGCUCUCCACCUGAUGGAGUGUGUGAGUUUAGAUUGAACCUGUUUUUUUUUUUUUUUAAUUAUCAUUUAUUUGUGUAGGCUAAAGUAAGUCAUUCUUGAAUUUGACAGGGAAGCGUGCAGGUGUUUUAUCAAGAUCUGCCGCUGUCCAUCCAGGAUGGCUAUGAGAGGUUUCUGUCCUCGAGCACAGUGAGCCUCCUGCAGUAUCAGGUAUGAACCGACCUGAGUCUAUUGUGUCUAGUUUAAAGCUCCUGUAAGGGACUUUAGACUUAUGUAAUUUCUGGCAUCCUCUGUGGACAAAGCAGUCUUAUCUUCUACGAACUUAAGCAGUGUUUGUGAUCAAAAAAUCUCAUCCUGCUGACUUUUGAUAUUUAAAUGUAUAUGUUCAAAUAUGAGCAUAUCCUGUCGGUGUAAACAUGAAAAAAAGCUUCUGUUUUUGUAAGUUGAUAAGUUGCAGAAAACUGUAGGAAAUCUAGAAAAAUUAAACCUUCAGUUUUGUCUGACUAUUUGGUAAAAGUACUGCAAAAAGUAUAUUUGCAAAUAAAGUUGUCAAUGCUGAGGCAGACUGGUGAGACUCAGUCAAAUAGAAACUGAACUAAAAUUGGUGUCAGCUGUCUAAGGGUCUCUGUCUUAAGGUUUAUGACAUGAAGAUACGUUUGCACUCUGGUUUAGCAGCAGAGGAACAUAUUGGUGUGUAAUUGCAGUAUUUUGCUGCAGAUGGUUUGCAGACAUAGCUUUAAAAGGACUGCACAGAUAAUCUUGUUGUCUAACAUCUCUUUUUUUAUUACAAAGGUGUUUGCACAUUUGAAGAGGCUCGGCUACGUGGUGCACAGAUUUGAUCCCAGGUAAUGACAUAUUAAUUUAUAAAAGUAAAAAAGGUAGUGUUAGUUUUACUCAGUAAAGGAACACAUUUUUUUGUGCAGACUCAAGUGGAAAGAGUUAUUUUACAUCUGUCAAACAUUUAUAUUUGUUAGAUUUUUGUGUUUUGACCUCUUGCAGCUCAGAGCCAUCGUCCUAUGCCAGGCAGCUGAACCUUCCUCAAUCAUGUAAUAAAGAAAGAAGACAACUGAAAAGGAAACGUAGCGCCAGCCCGACUCCUUCAACAAAAUCAACAAGGUAAGUUUGUGAGUUUUUAAGUAUCAUUCACUAAACCUUGAAGUGUCACGGGACCAGUAGUUGAAGAUAUGAUAUUUUUUGCCACUUUGCACUCUCUUUAGUCAAGCUGAAACACAGAAAGAGUCCACAGCUGACAUAAUGGAAGAGGAGAAGUGCAGCCACGAGGAAGAUGAGAGUAAAAAACUCCCUGACUCAGAUUUGAAGACCUGUUCAGAGACUUCAGAUACCCAGACUGGUCCAGCAGAUUCAGGCGGAGGCAGGACCUGGUGGAUGGCAGAUAUCUCUGGGGAUCAAUCAGAACACCAGCCGGCCUCUGGUUCCCCACGCUGGCACUUCAGCUCCAUCUCCUUCCCCGACCUCGGCUCCAGUGAGCGCCACCCGAGCUGCCUGUUUCCUCCAGACCCCUCUCUGCUCCCAGGGUCUUUAGCUGUGGGGGUCUGUGACAUCACCCCCUGGAGAAGCAGGAUCAACCUGCGACAGGUGAAGAUGUCCGCGAAAGAGCAGAAGAGGGAGAUGGACAGGGGGAGGCGCCGAUGGGAUAUCAACAGAGACAAAGAGGUUUGUUGUGUAACAAAACAUCAAAAUGCAGCAGGGGGAUGUCCUUUAGAAAGUCAUCAGUUGUUUGGUACUUAUAAUCCGUCUGUUUUUUUUUUUUUAGGUUCGGCGGUGCAGAAACUGGGCAGAAUAUCAUAAACUCCAGGCGAGGCGGGAGGGGAGGCGUAAAGGCCAACCAGAACACCUGUGGAACAGAGAAGUGACCCCUCUACACGACCCGAGUCAGCCAAUUCCCACUGGUGAGAUUAACUGGACCUAGUUUGUGAUAUAAAUCCAUCUAUUAUGAUUAUUAAUUUCUAACUAUUAUAUUUUUUUAGCGGAGCUGUUGGAGACAAUCAGUGUGUCUAAAUCUUCAAAUCUUCUCGAGGGGGCCUCCAGGUAUCAACUCAUUUUAUUUCUUUCCUUGUUACUGAAAACUGUAAGAACUACGAUUGCAUCGGUCAGAAGAGAUGGAGCAAUUUUUUAUUUUUUUUUGCUUGAAACAGCCCUGGUUUUCAAAGUAUUUCUCCAAACUGUGAUGCUCAAUCCAUCUAUACUUGUCUGAAUGAGUGUCUUACACAGCUGGGAGAAAAUCUGAAUUUGCAGUACCACUGUAAUCCCAUAGGGGGAUAUCUGGUAUGCAUAAGGUAUUAACUUAUGUUGGGAACAAGUUACAUCUCAUAAGAACAAGACAAGGUAGUUAUCUUGUGUACAAAAGACAUUACACUAUGCAAAUGAGUUAUUUUCUCUUGGAAACAAGAUAAUAUCUUGUUAAAACAAAGGAAGAAGGUUAUCUGAUGCAAAUGGACUUUUCUCCCUCAAAACUCCAGUAUUGGAGCAAGAUAUUAUCUGUUUAGAACAAGAGCAAGAUACCUAUUGAAUGAGCACUUCAUGGUUAAUUUUGUGUGUUUUGUUAAUGUUUAGCGAAAGAGUUAUUGUCCUCUGAGAGUGAAACAGUAUCCUGCUAGAACAGGCACUAAAUGAUCUUUAUGUAAGAUGGGAUCUUGAUAGAAUAAGAACAGAAUAACUACUGCUUAGUAUCGGUGAUUAAUUGGUGCAAUAGAAGUUCCUGUCUUGUAGGAGCAUUGAAGUGUUUAGUGGGAUCAUGAACAAGGUAAUUCGCCUUCAGUACCAGGUGUGUUAUCUUGACUGAAGAUGUUUUCUUCUAAUAUAAGCAAGAUAAUUGAAACAAGAUCAGAAUCUAAUAAGCACCAGAUGAUUUUCUUGCAUUGUCUGCCUUUUAUGCCCAAUUUAGCAUAUCCAAUUAAAUUAGAACAUUGAGCACACGGGUUGAGUGAAAUUAUCGGAGUGUUUUAUGUCCACUGUGAUUACAAAGCCAACCAGACUUUGAUCUUGAUGUUAAAUGAGGUUGUCUCUUUAUCAUAACCACUCAUGAUCUGUCAUUGAUAAACCCGUAAAGGCUGUGAGACAAAGGCUUGAGAGGCCUCUUCAGCUGAUGUGUUGUUUGCUGUGACGGACGCUGGAUGAAAUGUGCUUUGUCCUCUUAGGGUAAAAGCUUCAGACCAAUGGAGGAUUCGCUUUAAUGUUUACCAACCCGACACGGUAGCUGACUUCAAGAAGACCAACCCUGGGAGACCGUACUGCCGCAUGUGUGUGUGCAGGUAAGCAAACACACGCGCUAACGGACAGGGUGUAUUUAUUUAAGAUUGGCUUACAGGAAACAGCAGAAUUAAGUGAGUCACAGCAGGUGAAUGAGAAAACAUCCUUUGUCGUAUCUUUCUUUUGUUGACCCUGAUGGCCACUGACCCUUUGAUAAGUUGAUUAUACUUGAGCCAUUGUUGUGUUUCUGAGGGACAUUGGUAUCAUUUUUAGCUGUAAUUUGACAGAUUUUGUGAGGCUGGUCAACACACAGGCAAGGUAUGAAAGAUGAGAUUUCCUUCACCAUUUUACAAAAAGGCGUUCUGUCGUAUAAGCAUGUCAGACCAGCAGGUGGUGAUCUGUGUGAUCAGUCACGUUGAACCCCACAUUGGGUGUCUGCGUUUUGAGCAUUUCUAUACCGUAAACAAAGUGUAAGAUUAGAAACUCUUGAGUGUGAUUGAUCGAUUUGCCCUCAUGUUACGAGACAAUGAUAAAGAGCAGCUUGUUUCACAGGGUACUGAGCGGAAGCAUGUCUGUAAGCCAUCAUCACGGUGCAUGGGCAGUACAUAUGAGCAACAUGAGCCAUGCACAAGAUGAGGUUCUGAUGUCAAUGUCUUCCAAAUCUUAAGUUUUUAUGAAAGUCCACAUAGAGCCUGGUGUCAUCAGACUCCACAACUGAGUAACUGUCCGUUAAUAAAGAUGAAUAUUUGAGUGCCGCUUUGAAAUAUCAUUCCUUUAAACAUGGACAAACAACUCCACACACAGUGCCUGAUAAAGGAAUAUUCUGGUGUAAAAUCAAGUUAGGGUCAAACACACAGUAACACCGAGUUAGAUACCUCCUCGAGAGAUGAAUGUUGCCGACCGCUUGCUUCUCUAGUUAAACCAACUUUAGUAACGACCGCAGGAUAGCGAUACACAGCGAUCUGAGGCGCCAUAAACAAACCUCAACCAAAACGCCACUCUAUAGUCACAAAUAAUCAACAGUACAUACAGGGUCCUAGCCACAGCACUAGCCACCAAACAUCUUUUUAACUUUGCCUGAUUUCUUUAGCAAAGAGACUAAACACAACUCACCUACUCUCUUCCAGCAGCCGCUUGUUUGUAGCAAGACCUCAGGCCAGUCCAUUACGGACUACAGCGGGGUGUCGCAGCUCAAGGAAGAACAUUUAUGAUCUUUUCUUUAUCAUUUCCUUCAAGUAAUAAUCACCAUCAUUAAUAAUUUUGCACUGCAGACACGGGAGUUCUUCUGCCUUAGCGUCUCGGUCUGAUUGCAUUUCCAUGAAGAAAUGGUUGUUACUAAAGUUGGUAUAACUAGAGAUUCAAGUGGUCUGCAACAUUUAUCUCUCGAGGGGAUUGUUUAACUUGGUGUUACAGUGUGUUUGACCCUAAAUUAAUUUUACAUCGGAAUAUCCCUUUAAUGAGGAAGCUGCAUUUAUUCCCAGAUGCCACUUUACUCUCCUGUCCACUGUUGUAGCCUUCAGCUCCAAAAUCAACUGUAAUGGCUGCAGAGUUACACUUUCAGAGCAAAUACCCCUCACUCUUGAUUUCUGGCCUCAUUACUGCAAGAUUUCCAUCACUGUUUGAGACAGACCUUUGUCAGAGACAAUCACCCAAAUAUGGACAGGAUUCUUUUGGCUUGUAGUCCUGUGGAACUCUCAGAAUUAAAACACCCUCUCUGUUGUGUCUCAGUUUCAGCGACCCUGUACCGGACCUGCGAGCCAUCAAGCAGAUGGCAGUCCAGAGCGGAGACAUCCAGGUGAUCUGUGCUGUAGUGGACUACGGAGACAUCUCCUUCUACGCCUUCAAAGACUUCCAGCUGCCCACCGAUGUUUACCCCUGAGACCUCUCUGCUCUCCUACAUGACUUUAAAAAAGUACCUGUGGACUUUUGCAUGGACCUACAGUAUAGCUGGAUGUAAAAAAGGAAGAAUUAUGUGAAGACCUAAAGAAAGCUGCUUUUGUGGGAAUAGGGAGGUUGAGUGCCAAAGUUUUCAAGGGCCUGUGUUUCUUUUCUUUCACUGUCAGUGCUACCUCUGAAUGGCUGCAGAGUUUGACAUUUUUUAUAUCGAAUCAAUCAAUUCAUACACAUUAAGCAAAUGAAAACCAGUAAUGAAAUUAAGUUUAUCUUUUGGUGGUCUUUUUUACUUUUACACUCAACACUUAGAUGGGUGCAAACUGUUAAGUGCACUAUGCUUUUUUCAUUAAAGCUUACAAUAUGAAAAAGCCGUUCUACUCCCUGAUGUCUCACUGUCACGCUUUCCUUAUGUUGACUCUCUGCUGUGAUAACAGAAAUCUAUGGGGAGGAUUGUUUUGAUACAUUUACAGUGCAAUAAAUCAGAUCUAUUGAUGUCUC